Molecule: messenger RNA, 2164 nt
Organism: Polypterus senegalus (gray bichir)
Lineage: Eukaryota; Metazoa; Chordata; Cladistia; Polypteriformes; Polypteridae
Gene: pdrg1
Product: p53 and DNA-damage regulated 1
Exons: 6
Coding region: 198-596 (132 amino acids)
Biological process (GO): protein folding
Cellular component (GO): prefoldin complex
Source: RefSeq, a predicted model, not a curated record
ACCUUAAAAAUCACAAUGGGGUCGAGGUUCAUCUUCUAUUUGAGUUCUUUUAUCGUCCCAGUAGAUGGCAGCAUUACAUCUUUUCUGGUGACGCUAAAGACGAUCGGUUGUUUUUGGCCGAGUAACGAAGAUCGGUCUUCGGAACAGAAAGCAGUCGGGUGUGUGUUACCACACGGAGCCAGAACGCCACUACAGUCAUGGUGGACCAACAAACGGUGUUGCAGUUUUUAGCUGAAGUGGAGGAAGUGGCGGAAGAAGUAUUGGCUGAUAAACAGCAGAUGAUCGAUUUGGAUAAAAAGAGGAAUCGCAACAGAGAGGCACUAAGAGUCCUGCAGAAUGACGGAGAAUCCAGUAAGGUAAAGAUGUGCUUUGGCAAUAUGUUUAUAAAAUUACCAAAAGAAAAGGCAAUUGAAAUGAUAAAGAAAGAUCAGCAGCAGCUUGAUCAAGAGAUAAAUACUUUGCAAAAUCAAUUGAAAUCAAAAGUAAACCACCUAAAUGAUUUACAAGGAAAACCAGAACUUAAAGGAUUUAAUCUCGUUCCACUAACAAAAGAUGAGAUGCAGGCUGUAGCAAAGGUGUUCCAAAGAAGUUCUUAAUUUUUUUAAGAACAGAUCUGCUUGAAGAAGAACAUUUGGGUGUGUUGCUCUACCUGAAUCUGCAAAAAAUAAGCAAAAUUUCAUGUCGGGACCCAGAAGAAAUCCAUGGUCUGAUGAAACUCUGCUAAUCAUCUUGCCAUUUUUUUACAUCUAACAAACAUACUGUAUGUCUCUGUAAAAGUGUAAUCAAUGGCAGCAGUACGCGUGUGCAUGUUUAUAGAAAUUGAAUCCUGAUUGUCUGCCAUUUAAACCCUGGGUCUUCCUGCAGUCACUGUCAAUUAUGUACUUAGUGUAAUCACAAUGUGUAUUGUUUAUUCUGCUAUUACAAUGCAAGUUUUAUAAAUGCUUUAAAUUAUUACCAUUGAAUAAUAAAACAAAUGACAGUGCAUGAACUUGGAUUCAUAAAUAUGCAUAGGCAUGUAUACUAUAUUUUUCAGAUUUCUUCUGGCUAGAGACUUUUUGUUUUACUUUCUUUUAGUCAUGUACUCUUCCAUCCUUGGAUAAACUGAAUAGCUGUUUCAGCUGCUUCUUCCUAUCAUUCACACAACCUGCAGCAUUUAGAGAAAAAUAAAAUAUAUCAGACGUUUAAUAACAAAAUAAAAUAAAGAUUGCCUUUAAUUAAGAACCUAAGAAUUAAAACAUCACUAUAGUCCUUUGCAAGCCUGCUUAAUCUGAUAUAGUCUGUAGAGGACUGGAGCCUGUUCCAGAUGCAUAGGGUACAUAUUAGGAAUCAGCCCAGUCACACAGACCCACUCAUGUAAUGGGGGACAAUUUGGAAUAGCAAAUGAACUUAACCUGCAUGUGUUUUGGGGAUGUAGGAGAAAAGCCACCAGGAGGCUUCAUCUGUAAAAGUGUCAGGACUAGCCAACGUGCUACCAUCCCACCCGGUUUCAGAAUAGAGAAAAUAUAAUAAUGUCCCUUAUUUGGUACAAUGAUUCAGAAUGUAAAAUCAUAAGCAAAGUGUUCUUUGUCACUUAGGAAAUUAAAAUUUUCAAUAAAAUAGACAUCAGCACUCUUGUUUAGAAAGACAUUGAACUGCACCUAUUGUGAUUUUUGUGACUGUAUUGCUUUACAAUUUUUUUUCCCUCCUCACACUUGAUUUUGGCAGGAAGCUGUCGUUAUCUCCACUACUUACCUAAGUGUGUGUUUGCCAAAAAACUUGAAUAUCCCAAAGGCACCAAGCUAGAAAUAUCUUUGUAGACUGGUCCAUUAUUCCAGAUCAGGUCAAACCCACCAACCUGCUUCUCUUUUCCGGUCAGCCUAAGAACUCAUAAUGAUACACAUAAUGGAAAUAAAAACACUGAGACAGAUGUUUUAACAGAAUAUUUUAAAGCAGUUAACAAGAUGUCUCAAUGUUGCCUUUAUUACUGCUCCUGGGAUACUAACUAAUGACCUUUGGGUUACAAAGACUUGCUCAGAAGCUUCACACCAUGCAGACCAAUAGAAGAACUUAUGUGGAUAUUUAGAGCUUCUAAGCAGCAGAUGGUGAGUUUGUGUGUGUGUGUGUGUGUGUGUAAUAUCAGGCUGUGCUCUCUGCGGUUACAUAAAGGUUGGUUUAAACAUUGGAA